Molecule: messenger RNA, 1374 nt
Organism: Microdochium trichocladiopsis
Lineage: Eukaryota; Fungi; Ascomycota; Sordariomycetes; Xylariales; Microdochiaceae
Exons: 10
Coding region: 1-1374 (457 amino acids)
Source: RefSeq, a predicted model, not a curated record
AUGGCCAUGACUGGCUACAGCUUCGACUCGCUCAGGCUGCUCGUCACAUUCUGGCUUGGGAAAGGCAUCAACCUCUUCCUCGCCGAGCCCAUCGUACCGCAUUGCACCCAGAGUGUCACCACGUUACCAACAUCACACCUCGGCACCGACGAGGCUGCCCGCCUCGCCUUGUCGGAACAACUCUUCACCAACACCGCCAGGCCCCUGGACUCCGCAGAUGAAUUCUCGCGGCAGUUCACGGCGGCCAAUACCCGAUGGGAGACCUGUGGGCUCUUCUUCACCGCGGUCGGCAGGGCGACCUUUGACGUGCCUUUCUUGCCGCCACUAUACAAGGACAGCGCUGGACAGAUGAGCCUACGCAAGUUUGCCACUCAGAUGAGUGAUAAACGCCGCCUCAGCGACCAUAUCGCAUCACUCUCCACCCUAGGCUACCACCAAAAGAUCGAGACCAAACCCCCAGAGGCCCCCUUCUUUCUAGCCGAGUUCCGCCGCACCGCAUUCGCCUACAGUUACUCGGCGGACAAGAAUGUCGCCAUCUUCCUCGGCCGUCCCCCACGAAUCAGCCGGCGGUUCUGUUACUUUCAGGGUCCGCUGUUCUAUGAACCUGUUAAGUACGGCGGUGCUGGUGCUGGUGACAAUCUAUCGAAUCACGGUAACCAGCCAAGCGCUAAGACCGACUUUGAGACUUCGCGGACGUGGUUCUCGUGGAGAACCGACACGGCUAUCACGUACCGUGCGUUCGCCCGGUGGUCAGCCAUGUGUGCGGCUCUCAAAGAGGAGAUAUUAGAGCUUCUGAAUAAUAGGAAGGCGCCAGACUGUCUGCUAAGAGCUAGGCAACCCACACAAGCACGCGCACAAGCCCAAUGGGCAGCUUUACCCGCACACUUCAAGCUCGAGAACAACUCCCUCAAGCCGCACCUAGCCACUGGCCCCUCGGCCACUGCCACACCAACACCAGCUACCCCGGGGCGCGACUUUAUUACCAGCGUGCGCCUGGACUACCUCCACGUGCUAUUCCUCCUGCGUCUGGUGUUCAUGAACUCCUUUACCGAGCCGGACGCCAGCAUGGUCGAGAUCUCCGAGGGGAUCCUGGAGCUAGUGGUCGACAUUGUGCUGGUGAGACUGGCCAACUCGGGCACCAACCUGUCAUGGAAGGUGACCUACUUCGGCCUCCCUGCGCGGCACAAAUCUGCUCCUACCAUCACAACGAACGAUGCAACACAACCCGCACCGGCGCCACCAGUUAACCAGAGUAAAGUUCUCCGCCUGCUAAUCGUCCUCGUCGCGGAGCUGGAGACCGGCACGCUCGCCAAGCCCGACGAGCCCAACUAUGGUCUGGUGUCGACGGCGACGGAACGAUUCAGGGGUUCUUGA